AAUUCUUUUUCAUGGAACAGUAUAACUACGUGUUUAAACACUAAAGUAACAAAAGAAGAAGCAAAAUAAAAUCGUGGCCAGAAAAUGUCAAUUGGCUUAAAAAUGUUUCACACAUUUAUGAAAUGGGAGGAAAUGAAAUUAUACCAGAAGUAGCAACUGUUUUGAAAAUAAUUGUCGAUAAAGGAGGAAUAAGUAGCCCUGAAAGUAUAUCAGAUUUAAAAUCUAUUUUUACUGUGUGUUGGAAAUCUACUUUAGUAAGUUCAAAGAAUAAAUUAUACUUCCUAUCAAUAAAAGAGCUUCUCAGAGUUAUUGUAAACAACAAUUUUCUGGCACUCCCAAAUGCUAUAAAUUUUUUGAAUCAUUUUCUUAAUGAAUUACUUGAAGAGAGUAACAAAGUACCAAAAUUAAAAUCAAUUUUGUUGAAUGAGAUGAAGCAGUUAAAUAUAUGCAACUUGAGGAAGUUGCAAGAACCAUUAUUAGAAUGUACGCUUCAUGGACAUGCACUUCGAAAGGAUAAACAAAUAGAAAACCAAACAUGUUCAUAUAUUACAAAAAAUUUUGAAACUUUUUAUCCAAGUCACAUAUCAGUAAUUGAUCACAAUAGUGAUGCUAGUAUCAGAGCACUUUCUGUUACACUAUUGCACAAAACAAUUACUGCAGAUGUGAAAUUUGCAUCAGUGUUUCUUCCAAUUGUUUUACAGAAACUAGAAGAGUACAAAAAUAAAAGAUAUUUUAAUCAUUCUUAUACACAUAAAAUAAAGCAUCGUAUUAUGCAAACUUUAUUAAUUCUACAUCCUAUUUUGAAUGAGGUAGAUACGACUAAUUUGAUAGACGUUCUUUGUAAUUUAAUGCUAUUGGAAAGUAAUCAACACAGUGUGCGAUUAAUGCAAGAAUGGUUACUGAUUAAGAUUUUUGUACAGAAUGAAAAUCUUCGUUAUAAACUAUGGGCGUUUUUUGAAGAGGCUAUUACAAAACGUCCAGGAUGUGUUAGUUCAAUAACAUGUAUAUUUUAUCAUGUUGCAAAACUACUUUCUAAAGUUGAUCAAUGUAGUUUUAUUUCUAUGGGACUGCCAUAUAUUACACGUUGUUGUCUAGGACAACAAUAUAAUAUGCGACUUUAUAACCAGGUAAUUUUUAUACAGUUAUUUAAAAUGUUAGAAAACUCAGACUGUGAUAAUAUUACAAAUGAGUACAAAGGAUUAUACAAAGCAAUAAUGGAAAAUUUAAAAGAUGAGAGUACACUAAAAAGUUUCUCCAGAAUUCAAAAUGACUUCUAUCUUUUCACUUUCCAUGCUCUACACGAUUACAGCUUGCAGACAAUAUUUUUUGAGUUACCUCGUUUAACUGAUAUGGAUCAAAGUGAAUGGAUUAGCCCAGUUGUAUUUGAACAAUUGAACUUCAAAGAUAGUCAAAACCAUCCCCUUCAAAUGUAUAAUUUAACAGGCUUAUUAUCAAAAAUUAAAACAUCGAUCUACAUAACAAAAUCUACAACUGAUUCAGAAUUUUUUAAAAAAACUUCCGAAACGAAUAUUGAAGAGUUAAGUAAUGUUCAAAAGAAAAUUGAUCCUUCAAUAUCUGUAAAUUUGUCGCAAAAUUAUAUUUCUCCAUCAAUUAGGGAAUCUAUUUCCCGAAAGAAAAUAUUACUUCAUGAAGAAGGUAUCAUAGUUGUAGCAUGUCUCGUUGACCGUACUCCAAAUUUAGGAGGACUUGCACGUACUUGCGAAAUUUUUAAUGUGAAAGAACUAGUUAUUGCUAAUUUGAGUCAAGUCAGAGACAAAGAUUUUCAAAAUCUUAGUGUGUCAGCAGAAAACUGGAUAAAUAUUAUAGAGGUGAAACCUCACGAAUUGAGUAAAUACCUUUUGGAAAAAAGAGACAAGGGAUGGUCGUUAAUAGGUGUGGAACAAACAGUUAAUAGUGUAAGCUUAUUGGAUAUGAAAUUUAAAAAGAAGUCAAUUCUUAUUUUAGGAAACGAAAAGGAUGGUGUUCCUGCUAAUUUGAUACCUUUAUUCGAUACUUGCAUAGAAAUACCUCAAGUUGGUGUAAUUCGUUCAUUAAAUGUUCAUGUUUGUGGUGCUAUAUGUGUAUGGCAGUACGCAAUGCAACACACAUUCUAGCCAGAAAUACUAAUAAUUAAUCUUUAACAGUGAAAUAAAAUAAUUUCAAAUCAAAAUAAUGUAUAAUUUUUGUAUUGUUCAAAAUGUAUCUAUGUACAUAUGAUAAAACUUGGAAAAAGAUAUAUAGGUCUUUUUGAAAUAAACUGUUUGGCUCAUAAAGCUUUAUUACACAGGAUAAACUGUUUGGAUUGAUAUUUGAAUUUGUAUAUUGCAUUAUAAUGUAAUUAAAAUAAGAAAGUGAUAUUAAUAACAAA
This is a messenger RNA of Megalopta genalis, 2368 nucleotides long. NCBI's taxonomy places the organism in Eukaryota, Metazoa, Arthropoda, Insecta, Hymenoptera, Halictidae. The record is from RefSeq and is a predicted model, not a curated record.